AUGUCUUUAUCGACUUUGCCCGCCGAGAUCAUUCUCAGUAUUGCAACUUAUCUCGACGAUGAAUGGUCGAUCAAUGCCCUUCAUCAAGCGAACAAGAGAUUCUAUUGUUUGCUUCAAGACUUUCUCUACCAACACAACGUCGUCCAUUCGAAUGCAACGGCCCUCGAGUGGUCCGCUCGCAAUGGCUGUGUUGAGGCUGGACGAAAUGCUCUGAAGGCGGGUGAACUGUCAGAUCAGCACUACUCAUCAGCUUUCGCAUAUGCUGCUCUCGCCGGACAUGCACCUUUAUUGAGGUUUGAAUUGUUUGAUGACGACGAUGAUGAUGCCUGGGAAAGCGAUAUGGACGCCGAUGACGACGAAGACGACUUGCAGGGCUUGAUGCUCUGUGAUGCUGCGGUCUUAUUGGCCGCUUUCAAGGGAAAUUCUGACGUGGUUGAUAUUAUACUGGAAUAUGGAGAUUCCAGGGGACUACCGUUCCCCAAUAAACAGGGCUCUCCAUUGCACGUUGCUGCUCGGCAAGGCCACCUUGACAUUGUGAGAAGCAUCCUCGAGCGUGGAGGGCCCCUCGAAAUCCUGGAUGCAUCGGGAAUGACGCCGCUGUCUAGGGCUGCGUCUGCAGGUCGAAAUGAGGUUGUUCAAUUUCUGAUAGAACAGGGAGCAGCCACAAACUACCCUGAAAAAGUGACCAGAACGCCUCUUUUCAGGGCAGCAUAUGGUGGGCAUACGGAGACUGUCGAGCUUCUUCUGAGCCAAGGUGCUGAAACUAGCGCGUGGGAUGAUUGGUCGACUGUCCUAUUGCUUGUGGAGAUGGCCUUCAUGAAACACUUUGCUACUGCGGAGACGCUGAAGACAGCCGUGAACCUGCAACGGAUCCUCGCCGCUGGAGAUCCUAAUGAUAUUGAGCCAGGACCGCUUUUGAUGGUUGCGGCUGCUUGCGGGUGGAAAGAUUAUGUGCAAUUGCUCCUUGGAAGGGGUGUUCCUCCCGAGAUCCCGGAUUCCUUUGGCUGGUGGACGCCAGUCAACUGGAGAAAGCUUUCUGAGAACCGUGUUGGCUCCUCAGCCCUGGCUGUUGCGGCAGGGAAUGGCCGACUAGACAUUGUCAAGCUCUUGAUCGCAGAAUAUCCUGAGAUCGUUCGGUCUUCGCCAGAUGACACUAGUGUGACCGGGCUGAUGUGGGCGGUUACGGAUGGUUAUGCUGACAUUGUUAAGCUUCUCUUGGAUGCUGGAGCAGAUCCAAACACGAAGGGCUGUCUAUAUGAAGGGCCGGUAGUGCUCAGUUCAGUCAAGUGGCCAGAGAUUAUGGGAAUGCUACUUGAUGCGGGCGCCGCCACGUCGCAUUUAUCAGGCAACCGGAACAUCUACAUGAAAUCCAUUUGUGGAGGUCAUGUGGAUGCUCUGAAGGUUCUCGAAGAGAAAAAUGUCCCGUGGGGAUGGCAGCCCGGGUAUCCAGUCAGUUCAGCGUCGCGCGGAGGUUGUGCGAUGGUGGAAUACAUUCUGUCGAGGUUCGUCGUGCCGCCUGAAGAAAGUGACCUUGAAAGAGUAUAUUUGUGCGCAUUGCGCUCUGCAGAUGUCGAAAUGGUCGAUUACCUGUACCGAAGAGGCUUGAUACUAAACCCUCACGCCAUUGCCACAGAUUGGGGCACUGGAAAGCGUUUGCGCCAUCCACUGGAUCUGAUAAGGUCACCCGACGGAGACAUGCACAAGGUGGCGGCAAUGAUGGAUACACUCAUCGCAAAGGGUAUGCCUUUGGAGUCUGUGGCAUCGUCUCUUUGCUCAGACCCUGAGGUGUAUCGGCUGCGUUCCGCCGAAAUGGUCCAGCAACUAAACAUGUUGGUCGACCGAGGGGUGACUUUCAAUCUACACGAUGAAUCUGAUGCUUGGACUGAUAUUAUGAAGCUCGCGAUUGUGUGGCGUUCUCCAAAAAUAGUCCACCUCCUUUGUCAAGGCUAA
Penicillium diatomitis is the source of this 1950-nucleotide messenger RNA. RefSeq lists its product as uncharacterized. Gene Ontology annotation, molecular function: protein binding. NCBI's taxonomy places the organism in Eukaryota, Fungi, Ascomycota, Eurotiomycetes, Eurotiales, Aspergillaceae. The transcript is spliced from 2 exons. Bases 1 to 1950 code for a protein of 649 amino acids. The record is from RefSeq and is a predicted model, not a curated record.